UGGCGGCGCCCGUUAGCUUGGCCGGUAGGGUCAUUUCCGUUUCCAGAAAACUCUGCCUUUUACUGACUAAUUCGGUGUUUACCGCUCAGACGGGGACAGUGGUCCACAACAUGGAUACGGAAAGGCCAGCCAAGCUGGAGUUUGCAGUUCAGAUGACGUGUGAAAGCUGCGCGGAGAAAGUUAGAGCUGCUCUGGAGGGUAAAGCAGGAGUAAAGUCAGUUAGCAUCGAUCUCAGUAAAGAGGAGGUCCUGGUUGAGACUGCGCUCACCAGCACAGAGGUUCAGUCUCUCAUUGAGAGUACGGGGCGCCGGGCCGUGCUGAAGGGCAUCGGUGGAUCAGAGCAAGAUCUGGGUGCAGCCGUGGCCAUGCUGUCUGGAGCUGGAUCCAUUCAGGGCGUGGUGCGUUUCUUGCAGCUGUCCAGAGAAGACUGCCUGAUCGACGGGACCAUCGACGGCCUGGAGCCCGGGCCCCACGGUCUGCACGUCCACACGCUGGGGGACCUCACACAGGACUGCCUCAGCUGUGGAGAACACUACAACCCAUUUGGAAAACAGCAUGGAGGUCCGGAGGAUUCUGAAAGGCACGUAGGUGAUUUGGGGAACGUCGUGGCUGGACCAGAUGGCCGAGCUUCAUUUAGAUUGGAGGACAGACAGCUGAAGGUGUGGGACGUGAUUGGUCGAUCUCUGGUUGUGGACUCCGGGGAAGACGACCUGGGUCGAGGCGGUCAUCCUCUCUCCAGGCUGACUGGAAACUCUGGUGAUAGGCUGGCCUGUGGGAUCAUCGCCAGAUCGGCGGGCCUUUUCCAGAAUCCCAAAAAGAUUUGCGCGUGCGACGGGGUCACGCUGUGGGAGGAGAGAGACCGGCCGGUUGCCGGGAAAGGUCGGAGCAAGAUAAACCCAGAGACGCCGGCGGCACACCUCUGAAUCUUCACAAAAACAUACCGCCUGGCGUUCGGACGCAGGAAUUCGUGUCUGCAGAGACACAGACUGGACAUUUUGGUGACAGCGGUUGAGCUGAAAACUGAGCACUUGGAGAGUGAUUUAUAAAAGUCUUGAAAUUGCAAUAACCAUGUCGUCCUCUGAUUGCUUCUAACACACAAAGGCAGGUGUGGCAAACAUUAUACUUGUCAGUGUUUCAAAGCUGUUAUUUUGUAAAAGGUGGAUUAGGAAAACCUCCUAAAGCAUAGAAAAAAAACACUUUCCUGCAGACCUUCCUUCAGCUCCAGCAUUAGAUAAAUACCCGUCCUCGUAGCAUGUUCAGUUGUGAAGCUUCGUCGGAGAGUUUUGCUGAAGAGAUUCGAAUCUGGAACACUGACUGCAUUUGGAGCGAACCCAUUUUGCGUCUUAAUCUGUUCAGCUUAAAUCCGCAAGGGCGAUGCGAGUGGCUGGAGUCGGAGAUUAAAGGGGCAGCAGGGGGAAGUCUCCAGAUUGAAAGGGCAAAAGGGGCUAAUUGAAGAGGAAGGCCUUUAGGGACUGCGCUCUCAGCAGUUUUUUUUUUUCUUUUCUUCCAGCAUUCAGUACGGAGUUUCUUUACUGCUGCUGCUGCCAACAUCAGGGCCAUAAAACUCAAGUGACAUUCCCAUUUCUCUUGUCUUGUGACAUUUUCUUUGACAAAUGAAUGUAUUAUGAUAACCAAACUACAACCUGCUUACUGUCGGUGUAUAUUUUUGCUUGAUUAAAAAAAAUCCAUAUCAGGACAUGGUGUGUGAUGUGUUGGCUAUGUGAGUGCGUGUAGGAAAAUUUGACAUUGAUUUUUUUUUUUUUUUUACAAAUUGAGCAUUUGUCUUGUUCUGCUGAUGCCUGAAUGGGCUUAUUGAAUGCCCUCCAAAAUGCUAAAUCGCUCUCUUUUUUUUCUCCAUUUGUUUCUGUGCUGCAGUGCCAUCCAAACAUACCAGAAGUAUUCGUACCCUUUUCCCAUGUUUACAAACUAUUUUUGUGGAUUGGAAGGAAAAGAAUACAUUCUUCUCAAGACAUUGUACAAAUAAAAAUCUGAACACGUGAAAUAAAUUUUAAUUCAGCCCCAUAAACCA
Messenger RNA from Xiphophorus maculatus (southern platyfish), 2029 nucleotides. It is a transcript of the gene ccs, whose product is annotated as copper chaperone for superoxide dismutase. Gene Ontology annotation, molecular function: copper ion binding. NCBI's taxonomy places the organism in Eukaryota, Metazoa, Chordata, Actinopteri, Cyprinodontiformes, Poeciliidae. Bases 111 to 923 code for a protein of 270 amino acids. The record is from RefSeq and is a predicted model, not a curated record. Gene Ontology annotation, biological process: removal of superoxide radicals. The transcript is spliced from 8 exons.